Messenger RNA from Sorex araneus (European shrew), 3367 nucleotides. RefSeq names its product Ras interacting protein 1 (gene RASIP1). The transcript has 12 exons. The record is from RefSeq and is a predicted model, not a curated record. Gene Ontology annotation, molecular function: GTPase binding. Gene Ontology annotation, cellular component: cell-cell junction. Gene Ontology annotation, biological process: signal transduction; regulation of GTPase activity; angiogenesis. Bases 250 to 3153 code for a protein of 967 amino acids. Lineage: Eukaryota; Metazoa; Chordata; Mammalia; Eulipotyphla; Soricidae.
CCCUCCCCGCUCUUCCUGCCCGAUUUCCUCUCGCCUUUUCCUGUCCCCCACCCAGUGCUGGGAGCUGGGGCACAGGCACAAGCUGAACUGGAGCAGAGGGGCCAGGAAUCAAGCCAGGCCCACGGAGCCAGGCCCCCCGGGAGCUGCCGGCACCCCAAGCAGGGACUCAGGGUUCCGAGUCCCCUUGGCCCCCAGCCCCACCACUCAGGAUUUCAAGACUGGGGGCCUUCCCCACCCAUCCUUAGGGCCAUGCUAUCUGGUGAGCGGAAGGAGGGCGGGAGCCCCCGCUUCGGGAAGCUUCAUCUCCCCGUGGGCCUGUGGAUCAAUUCUCCCAGGAAGCAGCUGGCCAAGUUGGGGCGGCGCUGGCCCAGCGCUGCCUCUGUCAAGUCUUCAUCUUCCGACACGGGGAGCCGCAGCAGCGAGCCGCUGCCCCCGCCGCCGCCGCACGUGGAGCUGCGGCGAGUGGGCGCGGUCAAGGCGGCCGGGGGAGCGUCGGGAAGCCGGGCCAAGCGCAUCUCGCAGCUUUUUCGGGGCUCAGGCACCGGCACCGCGGGGUCUGGCGGCGCGGGGGGCCCAGGGACCCCGGGAGGCGCGCAGCGCUGGGCCAGCGAGAAGAAACUGCCGGAGCUGGCGGCAGGCGUGGCCCCCGAGCCCCCCAUAGCCUCCCGAGCCACGGCACCCCCGGGGGUCCUCAAGAUCUUCGGGGCCGGCCUGGCGUCGGGUGCCAACUAUAAGAGCGUGUUGGCCACGGCGCGCUCCACAGCGCGUGAGCUGGUGGCCGAGGCGCUGGAACGCUACGGGCUAGCCGGCAGCCCCGGCGGCGGUCCGGGCGAGAGCAGCUGCGUGGACGCCUUCGCGCUGUGCGACGCGCUGGGCCGCCCCGCGGCGGGCGGCAUGGGCAGCGGCGAGUGGCGGGCGGAGCACCUGCGCGUGCUGGGCGACUUGGAGCGCCCACUGCUGGUGCAGGAGCUGUGGCGGGCGCGGCCCGGCUGGGCGCGGCGUUUCGAGUUGCGCGGCCGCGAGGAGGCGCGGCGCCUGGAGCAGGAAGCCUUUGGGGCGGCGGACAGCGACGGCACGGGCGCCCCCUCGUGGCGGCCACAGAAGAAUCGCUCCCGGGCGGCGUCUGGUGGGGCUGCCCUGGCCAGUCCUGGCCAGGGUUCAGGAUCCGGGGCCCCGUCCGGGUCUGGAGGCAAGGAGCGCUCGGAAAAUUUAUCCCUGAGGCGUAGCGUCUCGGAGCUCAGCUUGCAGGGCCGGAGACGGCGACAGCAGGAGCGCAGACAGCAGGCUCUUAGCAUGGCCCCCGGGGCAGCCGACACCCAAAUAGUCCCGGUGGACCCCAACGACUUUGACCAGUUGACCCAGUGCCUCAUCCAGGCGCCCAACAACCGCCCAUACUUCCUGCUGCUCCAGGGUUACCAGGAUGCCCAGGACUUCGUGGUGUACGUGAUGACCAGGGAGCAGCACGUGUUCGGACGCGGAGGGAACCCCUCGGCCCGGGGUGGGUCCCCGGCCCCGUAUGUGGACACCUUUCUCAGCGCCCCCGACAUCCUGCCCCGCCACUGCACCGUGCGGGCGGGGCCCGAGCCCCCGGCCCUGGUGCGCCCGUCCCGGGGCGCGCCGGUCACGCACAACGGGUGCCUCCUGCUGCGGGAGGCCGAGCUGCACCCCGGCGACCUCCUGGGGCUGGGCGAGCACUUCCUCUUCAUGUACAAGGACCCCCGCGCUGGGGGUUCUGGGCCCGCGCGGCCUCCCUGGCUGCCGGCUCGUCCUGGGGCCGCGCCCCCGGGGCCCGGCUGGGCCUUCUCCUGCCGCCUGUGCGGCCGCGGCCUGCAGGAGCGCGGGGAGGCGCUGGCCGCCUACCUGGACGGCCGCGAGCCGGUGCUGCGCUUCCGACCGCGGGAGGAGGAGGCGCUGCUGGGCGAGAUCGUGCGCGCAGCGGCCGCCGGAGCCGGGGACCUGCCGCCGCUGGGGCCCGCCACGCUGCUGGCACUGUGCGUGCAGCACUCGGCCCGGGAGCUGGAGCUGGGCCACCUGCCGCGCCUGCUGGGCCGCCUGGCCCGUCUCAUCAAAGAGGCCGUAUGGGAAAAGAUUAAGGAAAUCGGAGACCGUCAGCCAGAAAACCACCCCGAGGGGGUCCCGGAGGUGCCCUUGACCCCUGAGGCUGUGUCGGUGGAGCUUCGGCCGCUCAUGCUGUGGAUGGCCAACACCACGGAGCUGCUGAGCUUCGUGCAAGAGAAGGUGCUAGAGAUGGAAAAGGAGGCUGACCAGGAGGGCCUGUCCUCAGAUCCACAGCUCUGCAAUGACUUGGAAUUAUGCGAUGAGGCCAUGGCCCUCCUGGAUGAGGUCAUCAUGUGUACCUUCCAGCAGUCUGUCUACUACCUCACCAAGACUCUGUAUUCCACGCUGCCUGCUCUCCUGGAUAGUAACCCGUUCACCGCUGGGGCCGAGCUGCCCGGGCCUGGGGCCGAGCUGGGGGCCAUGCCCCCGGGGCUGAGACCCACCCUGGGCGUGUUCCAGGCCGCUCUGGAACUGACCAGUCAGUGUGAGCUGCACCCCGACCUCGUGUCUCAGACUUUCGGCUACCUGUUCUUCUUCUCCAACGCCUCCCUUCUCAACUCGCUGAUGGAGCGAGGUCAAGGCCGGCCUUUCUAUCAGUGGUCCCGAGCCGUCCAGAUCCGAACCAACCUGGACCUAGUGUUGGAUUGGCUCCAGGGGGCAGGGCUGGGCGACAUUGCCACCGAGUUCUUCCGGAAACUCUCCAUGGCUGUGAACCUGCUGUGUGUGCCUCGAACUUCCCUGCUCAAGGCUUCAUGGAGCAGUCUACGAACUGACCACCCAACACUGACCCCUGCUCAGCUCCACCAUAUCCUCAGCCACUACCAGCUGGGGCCUGGCCGUGGGCCACCCCCAGCCUGGGACCCUCCAACUGCGGAGCGAGACGCUGUGGACACAGGGGAUAUCUUCGAAAGCUUCUCCUCCCACCCACCCCUCAUCCUGCCCCUGGGCAGCUCGCGCCUGCGUCUAACGGGUCCGGUAACGGACGACGCUUUGCACCGAGAACUGCGCAGGCUCCGCCGCCUGCUCUGGGAUCUUGAGCAGCAGGAACUGCCGGCCAAUCACCGCCACGGACCUCCCGUGGCCACGCCUUCUUAAGAGCCUAUAGCAAGUGAACGCGCCAACCUUCAAGUCGUCGCUUGCUCCCCGGGGCUCGCGGGAGCGCUGAGCUUCUUGGGAGUUGUAGUUCUCUCCAGCGUGGACUGCUGGGAGUUUGAGUUUUUGGGUAGCAGAGCUGGGAUGGUGGGAUGCUGGGUUUGGGAUUUGAGUGGCGGGAGCAAUAAAGGUAUCUGGUAUUGGCAACGCCUUAUUU